This is a messenger RNA of Diorhabda carinulata, 7883 nucleotides long. RefSeq names its product transferrin-like. The transcript has 12 exons. Lineage: Eukaryota; Metazoa; Arthropoda; Insecta; Coleoptera; Chrysomelidae. Gene Ontology annotation, cellular component: early endosome; plasma membrane; recycling endosome. Bases 170 to 2308 code for a protein of 712 amino acids. Gene Ontology annotation, biological process: iron ion transport. The record is from RefSeq and is a predicted model, not a curated record.
ACUUGAUCCGGAUUAUUUUGCGAACAUUCAGAUCAUGAUCUAGUUGACUAAUCGGGUUUGGGGGGCACGUAUCAUGUGUCUUAUCUUUAUUCCAGAUAAGUGUAAUAGUGUUAUUUAUCUAUUUUUGUUUAACAGUUGAAAUAGAGAUAUUACCGAAGUUUUAUUUAAAAUGAAAAUUUUUAUAUUUUCCGUCUUAUUUGUUAGUGUUUCUUCCUAUAUUCAUGAAGAUAAGUUAUGUACUGAUAAUUUCAUAAGAGAUGCUUGUACUGAAAUCCAAAGAAAUAGAAUUUAUGAAUGCUUAGAAGUUUAUUCCAAAGUUGAAUGUUUAUUAAAUAUUGACCAGGGUAAACAUCAGUUUGCUAUUAUUGAUCCAGAACAGGCACUUCUAGCAAAUACUCUGGUAUCUGAUAAUGUUGUAGUCCUUGCUGAAGUUGUUUCGAAAAAAUCUCCUUAUCAAACAGUUGUGGUGGUUCGAAAAUUUUAUAAUAACAGUUUUGAAAACUUGAGAGGAAAACGUCUAUGUCAUCCUGGUUUUAAACACGACGAACUUGUAACAAAAUUUGUUUUAAACGAAUUGGAAAAUCGAAUAAUUGAUGGAAAUACUACAUUUUGUAAUGAUUCUACUUCUAUUUUGGAAAAAGAAUUGGGUGUGCUGAGUAAUUUUUUUGGUAAAAGUUGUCGUCCUGGUCCAUGGACAGAUGGUGAUGAUGAGUUGGAUGCACGACUCAAAGAAAAAUAUUCUAACUUAUGUGAACUCUGUGGCACUCAGAAAUGCGAAACUGAGUAUAGAACACCUUUCAACGAUACCUUAAAGUGUCUUGUUCAAAAUGGAGGAGAUGUAGCCAUCUCCAGCCUUUCUGAUGCCUUAAUAUUUUUUAAUAGCUCGGACAAUGCAGAAAACUUCCAGUAUUUAUGUCCUAAUGGUUCUGCUAGUAGUUCGUCAGCUCCUUGUACAUGGACAAACCAAUUGAAUAGGCUUAUAAUAACAGAAAAGAGUGUUACCAAAGAGCUGGAGGAUUUUCUGACGACUAAUAUGCCACAUCACUUGAGUCCACUCACAAAUCAAACAAUUAUGAGAACUAAUUUAGAAGAUUCGCUACAAUUAGUCCUGAAAAUGAGUAAAGUCGAUCAGAUCUAUUUUAUUGAACCUGUCUCACUCACAACUUAUGUAAAAGCAAAAAGAUCUAGUCAGAUAAUAACAAACAAUUCUUUCUGCGAUGAACAAAUUAACUGGUGUACAUCAAAUGAUGUGGAACAUCAAAAAUGUCUUUGGCUUCAACAGGCAAGCCUCAUUUAUGGACUGCAACCUGUUAUAAAAUGUGUACAAAGUCAGGAUGUUGACCCAAUUUCUUGUUUAAGUGAUAUACAAAGUGGAAAGUCAGAUCUCGCUUAUAUAGAUUUCUCUUUUGGGUACACUGCUGCAAAAAAAGACUUAAUUGGUAUUGCUUACCCUGAAAUAAAUCCAGAAAACUUAGCAACUAUUGUAAUAGUCAUCCGAAAUGACACCACCAAUAUCAAAACUUUGAAAGAUUUGAAAGGAAAGUCCGCCUGUAUUCCACAAUACGGCGGUAAAGAAUGGUUGACCUUCAUUGACACCUUAAUAUCCAUGAGAGUUCUCCAAGAUUCCUGUGACUAUGCACAAAUCUUCAGUGAUUUUGUUGGCUCUAGUUGUGUUUCUGGAGCGAAUUCCAAGGAUUAUGAGUUUGAUACUGGAGACUCCGAGAAGUUAUGUGCCCAGUGCUUACCCAUCAAAAACACAUUACCUGCUAAGUAUUGUAAUGCAGAUUCUGACAAUAAACACUAUGGUUCUGAUGGUGCUCUAAGAUGUCUCUCUACUGGGUAUGGAGAAUAUGCCGUAAUAACUAUUAAAGAUAUCGUCGAUUUUAGAGAUAAUUCAGAAAAUUUCCUAGCUCUUUCCAAAAAAGGUGAUGCAUUACCAAUCACUAAUUGGUUCGUUAAUCCCGAUUCAAUUUUAAAUGUGAUUAGUUUGGGUGAAGUAGUUGUUAAAAAUAAUACGUCUAAAAAAGAAGACAUCAUUCAACUAUUGAAAGCAAUUGACUUACAUUUUGGAGUUAGUCUCAAUAAACAGUUCAAAGUGUUUGAAACUUUUAAUGAAACCCAGGAUUUGUUGUUUCCUGAAUCUACAAUGGGCUUGGCAUUUAGUGCUGGAUCAGGAACUUUUGAUGAAAAUUUCCAAAGUCUACUGGAACGUUCUGAGCAGUGCGAACCAAAGAACGUCGCUACUUUUAUCCAAUGUAGCUUCUUUAUGACUGCUAUUAUUAUUUUUGUUAUUGGUAUAUUUAAUUGAAAUUUGUAUUGACAUUUACUUAUAUUUACCACAGUAUUUCGCAGUUUCUACAGUAUUCUUUCAUGGUUUUUAUUUAUAUACUCCUUAUUAUCAAUGAAAACUAUUUUGAUUUGAUAAGAUAUAAUUUAGAUAACUUAUAUAAAUUAUUUUUUUAUGUUAUUUGUUCAUUUUACUUGCAUAUUCCUCAAUAGUUGCUAUAUCGAAAUAUUACUAGUAUAGAUUGUUGUCCUUCUAACAAUCCUAAUUUGACACAAUAGAAUGUCGUUCUCCAUCUGUGCAGUUCAUGUAAAUUCAUUUCAGGUGUGCCGGACACACACGUACAUUGAUUACAGUUACUACAAGAUUUUCUUGUGAUUUUGUUUCUACACAAAUGGCAAUGUUCAGUGGUUGAGUUUUACGAUUUUCUAUUUCUCUUGAAAUUUACUUAGUAAUUUUUUAGGAAAGCCUUCAUGCGUUGUUUUAUUUGGGGUGAUAUGUGGGGUUUUUGGAACCAUUUCAACAUGAGAGAUCUUAUCAGAUGGUAUGCUACCUCCUCCAAAAAUUUUCAUGUCAUAUUAAGUACAUAUCUGAUCUACUAAAUCAACUUUAAAUUUAGUUUUAAUGUAAUCAGUAAUUAACUCUUGCUUCCGGUACCCUCCAGUAUCUUCAUCAAUAGUAAUGUCGUGAUGCAUUGUUGAUAAAGUCAGUAGAGCUUUGCUUUUUUUUGGCAAUGUGAACCAAAGUGCACUUUUCCUGGUGAAAAUCAAAUAAACAACAACUUAAUUGUCUACUUUUUUCGGCUAUAAAUUCUACCACCAUUUGGACCUUAUAUUUACGAAUCGUAACAUUGAUAUCAAACUUUUUUUUCUAGUACUUCCAUGGCUAAUGAAACGCUUGGAAAAUAAUUGUCAGUUGUAAUAUUUCUGCCCGUGCCUUCAAUAUAUUUCAAAAUACUGAGAGGGUAUAUAGUUUGUCCCGAUUUUCCUAAUUCUAUAUAAACAUUUCGAGUAGAUCUCUUAUGGGAGCUAAUUUGUCGAAAUAUUUUUUUUGAUUUCCAGUUAAAAUAUUAUCAAAUCUACUCCAUUAGAAACGAAAGCGAGAUACAGACACCGUUAAAUAUUGUCAAGUGUACUAUUAAUACCAUCUAAAAAAGGCAAUCCAAUUCAGAUUUGGAAGAACGAAUUACUCUUUUAGUCACCAAGUAUUUAUAUAUUAUACAUUGAAUGAUUUUUCUUUUAUUUAAACGUUUGUGUGCCCUUAUGCGCAAUUAGUACGCAAAACAACAAUUUGAAUUUUUGUACGAUUUUAAUUUUAUCAAAUUUAAAAAACAAUGAUAACAAUUAAUAUUCUUUCCACUACCCUUCAUUAAUCUUUAUCUAACUAAGGAUGAAAAAUGUCUAAAUUCUUGGAUGUGUUGCUGAUGAGAAAUCGAGCCAUUUGGUCGGGUGAAAGAGAAAGCAGAACCAAAUGUGAGAUACCAUAUCCUCGACUACUACGAAUCCCUAGAGAUAAACCUUCUAAAAAUAUUAAAGUUUCUUUCUAACAAGCAGUAAAAAUUAUGUACGACCAUUAAAACAUUUGCGUCUCCCACUGUAGCAAUAAACAUCGUGUGAAGCUCUUGAAUUUCUGGACACUGUAUGAAGAGUAUAAUAUACACAAACACGCUGAAUAUAAGAAAAUCAUACAUCAGCUCAUUUGUGAAUAUCAAAUCAUGUGUAAAUCAGCCCAUGUAAACCGACAAUUAUUCGGAGCUUAUCUAUCUACAGGAAUUGGGAAAUGACUACUGACAUCAAUCAUCUGCAGUGAUUUUAAGUUUAGACAUUAUUCAGAUCAAAAAUCUAAAUUUUAAUCAGUAACUGAUGUAAAAUAGCUUGUCGAAUAAUUAGAAACGUUAUCAAUUUCGAAACGCAAAAAUUGUCAGAUAAGUAAGUAAAAAUUCAACAAAUAACAUAAAGAAAUUCGGGUUGGUGACAUAAUAAAUAAAAUUUUCAACAUAAAUUUACUAACUAUUGUGGAUUAGAUUAUAUCCAAACUUGGUCUUGGUCGAUACCAUUUCUAAUCGAAAUUAUAAAUAAUGCAUCUUUUGUUAUUUCUUGAAAUGUGUGGCUGAUUGGUGUAAGGAUGAAUCCGAAUUCAUGAGUGAGCAUUUUUAUUCCUAAAGAGCUAUAUUCUUGUUAGUCAUGUUGUUCUACAUUUAUAAUUUCUACUCUUUAAAUAUGUAAGAAAAUGUAAAUAUUUGUUUUUUAACUAUUUUUGUUGAUCAUUGAUACAUUUAGGUUCCUAAAAGCUUCUUUAUACGGGAUAUACUAUGAUGGUUCACAGGUAUAACGGAAACUAAUGGUAAAUUUUUCUGAAUUUUCUUCUUCGUUUUAGUUUUUCGAGGAGCUCGUUGCAGUUGACAUAUUAUUUCUUUUAGACUUCCGGUUAUGCCGAAAGUAUAUACAUGUCUAAUAGCUCCAUUUUGUAGAUUUUCAAAUAUUUAUGAAGUUUCAAGCAUUCUUAUUCAGAUUAAAUCUAGUAGUUAAUAACCCUAUAGCUCCUUAUAUUUUACUUCUAGAUAAACAGCUGCUUGCCACAUAAGUUAUCUUAUUGAGCUGGUAUCCUUUCAAUAAAAGCUUAUAAUGAUUUUCAAUUAUUUUUAGCAGCAGUAAUUUCAAAACUAUAUUCCAUUUAUACAAAAUCAAAUAGUUUUCCUUCACUCAGCAACAAAAAAAUAUUUCGUUAAAAUAUCUUAGUUCUUCAUUAAGUGUAAUUUUUGCCAGUUUUCACACUUCCAUUCUAAAAUAUUUAAAUUUGAUUAUAUUGUGAUCAAAGUAGGCUGAGGGGAUUAAAACACCAGAAAUCUACUAUCUUCGCUUUUUUGCAAUCCUACAAUUUGCACAUUUUUUAUCGUGUUGUAUUAAUUUAUAUUACUUUGCAUUUUAUCUGCGUUACACUUAUUAAUUUUAUCAAUCUUAGCAGCUUAGAUUACUUUUGUGUAUAUUUAGUGUACAAAUUUUAUUAGGAUCUGAGUAACAUUUGCUUCAUAAAAUGUAUUUGGAAAAAUUCAAAGUUGUUUAAUGAAACAAUGUUAUUCAAUAAGGAACUAUUAAAUCAAACAGUUAUUAAUUAUCAAUAUUUUCUAUUAUGAUAAAGUGAGUUUAUACAUGUGGUAUUAUUAAACAAAUGAAUUUUUUAUGCUAAUACAUUAUGUGGUUAUAUAAUUUUUGAUAAAAAGAAAGAAAUUCAUUAUUGUUUUAUAAGGAUUGUGGAGAUAGUGUUAUUACAAUUAAAGAGUUGUAUUAUGUAAUGAAGGGUGUUUCAGAAAAAGUUCACCUCCGUCUCUAGGAUAGACAUAAAAAUGAACAAUAAUAAUUGGGACCUACUCACUAAAAAAAAAAUCGUAACACCACCCGUAUUCAAGAAAAAACUUAUACACAUUCUUUACAAUCUUGUCGAAACUACUGGCAAUAUUGUAAUGAAAUUUUCUAUGAAUAGAUUUUGGACGUUGACACAUCCCAUGAAUUAAUUUUUAUGUCUGACUUUCACAUAGUUACAUAGUUUGAAACAAGUAGUAUUGAAAAAAAACUUUUUUCAGGUUAGAUUUGUUAAUCAAACUUUCAAAUGAACUUGAACAUCAUUCAAUUUUACUUCAAAAAUGUAUUUUUGCUAAAACUCGAUGCUGUGUACUGUUUUUGGAAUAUUUUGAUUUGCAAAUUAUGAAGAAAUAACUUACGCUGGUAUAAAAUUAUAAUAAAACGAAAUUUAAUUAGUGUUCGAAAUGUCUUCCCCUCUUACGAUUAAACAAAUCUAUCCUUUUUUGUAAAAAAUUUAUUAAUUUUCUAAACGGUUGAGGAUCAGGUAUGAGGUCAAAGAGUCGUUGAAUUCUUUCUAUUUUUAACAUGAAUAUAACCAUCUGUAUAAAAAGGAGGUCUUGAUCAUGAUAAGGAUGUAGCCGUUGCCCUUUAAGUAUCCUCCAAGUACUUGAAGAAGACAUAUUUGUGUGUCUUACCAUAUUUCUUACGCUAACUGUUUAAUCUUGAUCAACUAAAUUUAUUUAUUAAUUUAUUAAGAGAUUUUGUGGUUCUUGGCCUACCAGAAUAUAUUUUGUUGGUCUCACAUUCCUAGUUUUUCGACGUCGUUCAAUAGCUCUAAUGUAUUUUUACUUGGUGAUUUUUUUCAAAGAAAUCAUUCUGUAUGACGCAUAACAGGUGUACUAGAGUUUCCUAAACAAUCGCCUAAAUUCAAUAACAUGUACUCAACAUUUGAAUAUAUAUUCAUAAAAAAUAUCUAAUUUUUCAAAUAACACAAAUAACAAGGAUUAAAAAAUCUAGUUAUUGUUGGCUUAUCGUCAUAACUAUAAAUAAAUGACAGUUUUUAUGGCAAAAUAAAUUAUACUGGUUAAUGAAUUUCUAUGAAAAAAGUUACACGAAAGAAAAGAUCCCAGUGCCAUUUUUUUAACUUUUAUCCGUUCUAUUAUGAGGUCUCAUUUAAGUGAGAAAAAAAAUUAAUUCACAUAUUAUCCUAAUUAAUAAUAAUUAAUUACUUUAUUAUUAUUUUAUACAGCUUCGGUUAUUACUAAUAAUUUUUACCAAGAGUACCUUUUUGGUGUAGGAUUGAAUGAUGUUUGAAUUCAUUCGAAAUUUUGAUUAAUAAAUUCAUUCUUAAAAAUGCUAUGUUCAAUACUACAAUACUUGGUAUGAACCGUGUAAUUAGAGCACCGAGAGACAUAUAAAAACAAUGUAUCAGCUUUCAAAACUUACUCCUAUAAAGUUUCAUUACAAUGCUGCUACAAAAUCGUAACAAAUGUCAAUUAUUUUUAUUAAAUGCUUUUAUCUUGAAGAGGGAUGGCAUUAAGAAACUUUUUUACCGAGUAAAGUACUUUUCAGUUUUCUAUCUAUUCUAAAGGUCGGAUACCCUGCUUUUGUCACACCCUAUAUAAAACGUUAUGCCUUACUUAUUUACUUAUAACUGAUAUAUUUGUAGCAAUUUAACAAAUGGCCUCUGGUGAUUCAACAAUCACUAUAAAAAUCUCGAAAACACCGUGUCUUACUGAUUUAUAAGAUCCAUUUGAUGUGAACAAAAAUAAGUAGAAAAGAGAUAGGUUUCCAAUGAUCACUGUUAUUUUGGCAUCUAUUUGUCUGAACACGUAUUUUUCUAUCACUAAACCUACGUUGAUAAUUUCUCUGUCCUUCCACUCUAGUAUGAAUCAACGAGUCAUGGAAGGCUCGAAAGACCAGAAGGUGUAAUUGUGACUUUUGGUAAUAUUGAGUAUGCAUAUCACCAUCGGUUCCAGAUGUAUCAUUAUAUUCAAUUUAAACAACUGUAUAAAAACAAACAAGUUUUGUUCAGAAACCUAUAAAAAUCUUUGUAUUGAUUGCCUUACAUUUUGGAAGCUUAUAACUUAUAAAAGUGAAACUAUUUAAAGUUACAGGAUAAAUCAUGUAUGUUUAUGUUAACAUUAUGAAGAAUAAUAAAUUCGGUGCUUGUACAAGUUUGUUAAGAAUAUCCUUAUAUCAUCAUAGGCCAAACAUGUCAAAAAUAUUUUUGAUAUAUUUUUUUCGAAUGUCAAAUCUAUUUUAUAUUUUUAAAGUUGUAAUAUAAAAUUUUCUACUGG